Molecule: messenger RNA, 2658 nt
Organism: Saccharomyces mikatae IFO 1815
Lineage: Eukaryota; Fungi; Ascomycota; Saccharomycetes; Saccharomycetales; Saccharomycetaceae
Exons: 1
Coding region: 1-2658 (885 amino acids)
Molecular function (GO): GTPase binding
Source: RefSeq, a predicted model, not a curated record
AUGGAUAGUGUUUGGGAUGAUGUUAGAGUCGAAAAGAGCACAGUGGACGAGCCGGCAAUUUCAUCUAGUGCUCAGGAGAAACUCGCGUUAAUAAAAUCAACGUUGUUUAAGCUAGAUCAAGAGGAUAAAUUGGAAAGCAAUUCAUGGGUACAACUAGUUAAACUUAUCAGUGACGAGGAUCGUGAAGAAGAGUUUACUACAUUCAAGGAGUUAUUGAGGAAGAUCACAGACGUUAAUGACAAAUCAAUCACGGGCGUCGCCUUAAUUCAUUAUAUUAUUGUGUUUGAUCGUGCAAACUACAUUGAGUUGCUACAUAAUAACUUCUCUGGUGCAAAGCUAGAUUUGAAUCUUGUUGAUAACGUUGUAGGCUACACACCAUUGAUGUGGAGUUUCAGUCUACAGAGGAGGAACUGUUGCUUAGAAUUGUUCAACUCAUUUGACGAGAUAAACUUCAAUAUGAAAAAUAAUGCAGGACUAACUGCUUGGGAUAUGGUUCCUCCGUAUUCACCACUCUCGGAAUUUUUGGAGCAAAACAAUAUGUUUCGAUACCGUGAUGAAAACCAACAUGAAGUAUCUCAAAUUUCUCAACCCAAGGGCUCUUUUCUAAUGACUGAUGAAGACUCUACUACCAAGGAAACUUUUGAUAAUAUCGACUUACAAGUGGCUGGUUUGACUUUGUCGUCUGAUGCAAAUGAAAAUUUGUUUCUGGAUUCUCAAGACAAGAACGUAAAUCAUUCACAAGGACCAACAGCUUUCACUGAUCCAAUGUAUACGGAGGAUUAUCACGGAGCCUUUGAGUAUGACAAGUUAUUGGCGGACCAAUAUUUGGAAUUCUCCGAUUUCGAUAUACCUCAAAUUCUAAAUCUACUGAUAUCUUUACCUCAAAAGGAACCUCACAUGACAACAUAUCCCGCUGGCUUGAUAUAUCAAUGUAUUAGGUAUGCUGAUCAUAAAAUAAAAUCUAAAUCACUGGUAGAAUCGUUGAUUAACUUAUCGUUGACAAAAAUUUUGACCAGUGUUUCAUCCAAUGGGGCCGCAGGGUUAAUAUCAACAGAAGCUUCUUUGCAAGCUGGUGACAUUGUAUUGCAAUCGUAUUGGUUAAGUUGCCUCUCGUUUCUCUAUUAUUAUCUCUGUAGAGAUGAAUCAUUUUUUAAGAGGCAUCCAAGUGUGCUACAAGAACUAAUCAACACCAUACACUCUAUCAUCAUAGAGCUGACAUCUUCCAUACACUGCAGGUUACUUUCUCUGAUAGAUUCAACUUUACUAGCAUACACCACCAUUCAGGAUGUUAGACAGACCCUGUACAAAAAAGACUGGAAUUUCUUCAAGAAGAGAAAGCAGGCCAAACUUUUAUUAAAGGAAAAGAAUAGAAAACAACUGAAGGAACAAAAGAAAGAGAGUCAUCAAAAAUAUCAAGAUCAAGAAAAUCGGAACGAACAUGAUCAACGAGAUGAAAAUAACUCGGAUGAAAGAGUUUCCAUUAAUGAUGAUAACAAAUCUAAUACGUCGCUAUUUUAUGACAAAGAAAUUUUACGGCAUUUAUAUCCUCCAUCGUUCGAAGAGCAGAUGAUACCCUCCCCACUAAAGAUUGUUCAAAUAUUUGGUGCACUAUCUUAUGUUCUCAACUUACAUCAAACUCACCCGAUUUUUCAACAGCAAUGCCUUUCUAUAUCUGUUAAUUGGUUUGCUACAACUUUAUUUAAUAAAAUCUUGAAGGAUAAAAAGAAGAGAUCGUUGUCAAGGGCACAUGCCAUCCAGAUCAGGUUAAAUCUUUCGACCCUAGAAUCAUGGAUACAGAAUAAUGAUUUUUGUGUUCCCAAACCACUGCUUAUUGAUGACUUUAUGUGGCAGCGCUUUCCAAUGACAUUAAUCCGGGAUGUUGGCGAAAUAGACCUAUCAGAUCCAAUUUUGAGAAAUGUUGCAAGCUACAAACCUGUAGGUGAAAACAACAAAGAUAUGAUAUACGAUAUGUCAAACUCAUUAUUUUACUACCAGCCUUUCCAUAAAAUCGCUCAGAUUCACCUUGAGCCAGUUUUCCAGCUAUUGCAGUGGUUACAAGUCGCUACAACACUCGAUAGUGAAGAAUCAUUAAUAUCAACAAUGAAUCUAUUACCCAGAAUAACGCCUGUACAACUACUAAAAUCUAUGGAGAAAUAUAGUUACGAAUUGAAUGAAAAUAAAUUUAAUUCUAAACUAAAGAAAUUUUUAAUCAAUAAAAUCAAAGAAAAUAAAAUGAAUAAAUCGAAUGCUUAUUUGCAAGAACACGAAAUUCCAUACUUAGUGUUGCCAACGAUACCUGAAAUGACAGAUCUGUAUUCAAAAGGCCCAGAUUCGCAUUCUUUCCAACCAUUUUUACCUGGUAGUAUCCAGGACGACGUUUAUGAAAUUCACGAUACAAAUUUCAAACAGAGACAAAAUGAACCACGAAUUUCUCAAUCCAACUUAAAUACUUUAAAUUCUUCCGAUGAUGAAGAUAGACAAAAGGAUGAAACCCAAAGAAGUACAGAAGAUGUAGAUGUAAGGGAAGCGCUGGACUUUGAAAACAGCGCGUUGAAUGGUCGUAACGAUGAUUACUUCCAAGAAUUGAAUAUUCCGUCUUCUACUGCCCAACGCCCCGCAUGGUCAAAUAAUGAUGACAUGGAACAGAAUCCGUGGUAG